Fonsecaea pedrosoi CBS 271.37 is the source of this 540-nucleotide messenger RNA. RefSeq lists its product as uncharacterized. Lineage: Eukaryota; Fungi; Ascomycota; Eurotiomycetes; Chaetothyriales; Herpotrichiellaceae. The transcript has 2 exons. The record is from RefSeq and is a predicted model, not a curated record. The coding region runs from base 1 to 540 and encodes 179 amino acids.
AUGAAAGGGGGGCCAUUGGAGGCCCAGAAUCCGAACUACCUUGGCCGAAAUGAACGUUUCCUCGUGGUUGACUGUCUCUGGACCCCCAAUGAGUUUGUGGACGGAGCGCCACGAAGCGCCUCCUACCUCUCUGCCAUCCACACGUUCAAAGGCUUACCAGAAGGAAUUCUUUUGUGUUCUAAGACAUUGCUGUUGUUGAAUGCUGUCUCUCCGUCUUGCUCUGACAACACUGCACGGGUAUCCCAUCAUACAUUUCCCAUCGUUGCGACUCAGACAGAUCUCGAACCCGGCUCCUUGCUUAUCGUCGUCACCUUGAAACGUUCUAUUCCCGAAGCGGCACAACGUUUGGUUCCGCGGCAGAUCAGCAGGAUCAACGUCCAGGGUGCGACACGUGCGACAUCGUUCCCCGGAGUCCAAAUCGGGUGCGAUCAACUGAAUAUCAAUGACCAAAAGCCUCUCGACUCUGUGAGACUCGAAUACCUGAGCGGUGAGAGGUACUACAGCGUCGAGGACUCAGCACGUUCUCGAAAGUCGAUGUGA